CUCAGGGUUCAAUGAGAGCUGUUUGCCCCACCCAUCUCUUCAACGCUAUCUAUCUCAAUGUAGAAUUCACAGAGAAAAGGAAAUAAUCUCUAAAAAUACUCCCUCGAAAGGGAUUCAUCCACGACUAUCGGGGAGGCAACGCGUUCCGUCCGUAGGGAAAUCGUUGUCAUCGUGGUAUCGGAUUUAUCUCGAUUUAUCCCAAUGCACAUGUAUAGCCGAUCUACCACCCGAAUUCAAGAAGGAUACAAAGCGUAGCUUGACAGCGGACUCGGACUGCGAUAGCCGGUAAAACGUCGACGGAUUUUCCCGAAACGGUCGCAUUUGCAUCUGCGGUCGAACCGCAAGGACCUCAGCUCGCGACAACGCGAAGCCACGGAUGUGAGGAGAAAUUCAAAUUACGGAGAAGACGGCAAAGGGCCUCUUUUGAUUUGGACGAGCCGAAAAAAAAGCGACCAUCAGUCACCGUAACCAGAACAGGAGGGAAAAUAACGUCUGUCUUCGGGGGAUUUUUCUCUUUUUGAAGCAUCGGCGCUGUAUUUUUCUAAGACAACGUCGUUUCAUAACGGAGUUAAAAGGUUCACGUCGGCCACGGCGCAGGGCGGAAUGAUCCACAUGCCGUCAUUUUGGUGGAAAUAUUUAUUUUUUUAAUUUGCUGCCACCCUUUCUAUCUCGUUCUGCCCGUCUCGAAUUCGGCAUCGACAAACCGAAAUUAAUCGCGUCUCGUGGAGCUGUUGAUGAUUUUAAAAGGAGCGGUGGACAGAAUCGUUAUUUCAGGAAAGCGACCAUGGAUUCGCGACGGGAAAUUUGCUAAAGCGCGUUUGGAUUCCUGCUUCUCGGAAAAGCCCGUAACGAAAUCGUUCAUGUAACGUCGAAGGCUUCGCUGGAUGCACGUUCACGCGCGGAUAGCGUUUGGCGAAAUCUCUUUUUUUUAUAGCAGCAAACGCUCGACGGGACUCGGCCGUCUGUAGGCCGGCCUAGGGUUUUCACCACCACCUCAAGCCCUCCCGUUCUAAUAGCUUUCAUAUUUCCCAUCGCUCCCACCGGCAAGAACGACCCUAACCAUCUCUUAAUCCAGGAGAGUGAUGUGCAUACGAAUAUAAAUGUCCCGAUUUUCCAUCAAAGUGUUUUGAUCGGAGGCCAAAUCGAGGAAUUUGGACAAUUUAUUCACACGGUAUACUCACCUCCCCCCACCACCCCACCCCAAAACUUUUCUUGGGUUUUUGGGAAAAUGGGUUGUUUGGGCAACAGUAAGACUGAGGACCAGAGAAAUGAGGAGAAGGCCCAGAGGGAAGCAAACAAAAAGAUAGAGAAACAGCUUCAGAAAGACAAACAGAUCUACAGGGCGACCCAUCGACUACUACUGUUAGGGGCUGGAGAAUCGGGGAAAAGCACCAUCGUCAAACAGAUGCGCAUUUUACAUGUCAAUGGCUUCAAUGCUGAAGAGAAAAAACAGAAAAUUCAGGACAUCAAGAAUAAUAUAAAAGAAGCUAUAGAGACUAUUGUGUCAGCAAUGUCCGCGUUGGUACCUCCGGUUCAGUUAGCCUGUCAAGCAAAUCGGUUUCGAAUCGAUUACAUCCUCAAUUUAGUCAAUCAGAAGGACUUUGAGUUUACAUCGGAGUUUUAUGAACACACGAAGACCCUGUGGCAGGAUGAUGGAGUGAGAGCUUGUUUUGAAAGAUCCAAUGAGUACCAGCUGAUCGACUGUGCACAGUAUUUCCUGGACAGGAUUGACACUGUAAAACAGAGCGACUACACUCCUACUGAUCAGGACUUGCUCCGAUGCAGAGUUUUGACUUCAGGAAUCUUUGAGACAAGAUUCCAAGUGGACAAAGUCAAUUUUCAUAUGUUUGAUGUUGGAGGACAGAGGGACGAACGCAGAAAAUGGAUCCAGUGUUUCAACGAUGUGACCGCCAUCAUUUUCGUGGUAGCCAGCAGCAGUUAUAACAUGGUGCUCAGAGAGGACAAUCAGACCAACAGACUCCAGGAGGCACUAAACCUCUUUAAGAACAUCUGGAAUAAUAGGUGGCUUCGAACCAUAUCUGUCAUUCUGUUCCUAAACAAGCAAGACCUGCUGGCUGAGAAGGUCCUGGCGGGAAAAUCAAAAAUCGAGGAUUACUUCCCAGAGUUCGCACGCUACACCACACCAGAUGAUGCAACCCCGGAGCCUGGAGAAGAUCCGCGAGUUACGAGAGCAAAAUAUUUUAUCCGAGACGAGUUCCUGAGGAUCAGUACAGCGAGUGGAGACGGUCGGCACUACUGCUACCCCCACUUCACCUGCGCCGUGGAUACGGAAAACAUCCGCCGAGUGUUUAACGACUGCAGAGACAUCAUCCAGCGCAUGCACCUACGGCAGUACGAACUCUUGUGAUCGCAGCAGUGACAACGGGACGCAAACUUGCCACCUGAACUUUCUUUAGGCCCCCUGCCCUACAUCAUGCCCCAAUAUCAAACCACGAACCUUCAGACUGAUGAGUCCCCACCUCUUACACCACAUACACACACAUGCACAGUAUAUAUAUAAGUAUAUGUAUAUAUACAUAUAUAUAUAUAUAUAUAAAUAAACACAAACACAUGGCCUUUCUCCAUCCUGAGUGACUGUGGGCGGGGCAAGGGCACGCACUGUGUUACUGAUGAAAGCAAAUGGCUGUGAUAUCUGGCAAAAAAAAACUUGUUAACGCAGCCAAGGACUACCGAUGUUACGAAUAACGAAUAAAGAGAGAGUGGAAAAUAAAACACGUGAGAGGGAGGGGAGGGAGAAAAGUAUAUAAAAAAAACUGUCCAGCACUGCUGGAACUCAACUCACACUUUAAAGGGUCUGCUCAGGACGAGUAAGCCAUUUCGUACACAUGCAGACACAUAAUGCGUCCUGCUAAACUCCUGACCCGCAAUCCUAUGUAUGUUACACGUCGAGCUGUCUUCUUUCUGAUCAUAUGCCUAACACACAUUACUUAUAUUGAUGCGCACGCACAAAGCAUACACACACACGCUGUUAUCCUCCAUCGUUUUUGGUCCUGUUGAACGUUUAGUGCCUAUGUGAGACUGGCGUGUCCCCCCUCUCCUAUUCCAAAACCCCCAACCCACCCCCAUAGGUGGACAGACACACCCUUGGAGGAGAGCAGAAGAAUUUCGAUGGACUGAUAAAAAAAGAAUGUAGAGUAAAAAAAAAUCUUUUUCCACCAAAAAAACAACAACGUGAAAAGGAGGGUUUGGAUGGGUUACUGCCCCGGGUUGCUUUGCGUGUGAAGCGGAGAAUGACUUUGAACACAAGACCCAUCACAUGACUCGCUUCUCGAGAUGCAUCGCAGGGGAUGCGAGCGCAUGCAAUGCUAGAUUCAUGCAGAACAGUGAACUAAAUGCAGUGCAUAAAAAUCCAAACUAUAUAUAUAUAUAUAUAUAGAUAUUUAUAUAUAU
Messenger RNA from Triplophysa rosa, 3411 nucleotides. It is a transcript of the gene gnas, whose product is annotated as GNAS complex locus. The transcript is spliced from 12 exons. Bases 1229 to 2368 code for a protein of 379 amino acids. Gene Ontology annotation, biological process: adenylate cyclase-activating dopamine receptor signaling pathway; sensory perception of chemical stimulus. Gene Ontology annotation, molecular function: GTPase activity; D1 dopamine receptor binding; mu-type opioid receptor binding. NCBI's taxonomy places the organism in Eukaryota, Metazoa, Chordata, Actinopteri, Cypriniformes, Nemacheilidae. The record is from RefSeq and is a predicted model, not a curated record. Gene Ontology annotation, cellular component: heterotrimeric G-protein complex.